AUGAUCUUCUCAAGAACUAGUGCGCUUUUUGCGCUGGCAUCGGGCGCUUACGCCCAGUCGCAAUACACUGCUACUGGCACUGCUGCCGUAGCUAAGGCAGCUGCCACCGCUCUGACUCUGUCCCCUACUUCGAAUGUCCCUGGAUCAACUUUCAACCGCUUUGUUCAGAUCUGGCUGGAAAACCAGGAUUACAGUGCGGCUAUCGCGGACCCAAACCUCGCCUACCUCGCCUCUCGAGGCAUUACACUCUCAAAUUAUUUUGCCAUCACUCAUCCCUCUCAGCCUAACUAUGUGGCCGCUGUUGGUGGCGAUACAUUUGGGGUCGCUAACGACAAUACGCACUAUAUCUCUGCGAGCACGAAGACAAUCGUCGAUCUCCUGGACAACGCUGGCAUCAGCUGGAGUUUGUAUCAGGAGGAUAUGCCUUUUUCUGGCUUCGAGGCAAACUGGGUCAACCAGGAGACUGGUGCAAAUGACUACGUGCGAAAGCACAACCCACUAAUGAGCUACAACUCGGUUACGUCGGAUACGGACCGUCUUGCGAAAUCGAAGAACUUCACCAUGUUCUAUGAAGACCUGGACAAUAAUGAACUGCCCCAAUGGAUGUUCAUCACCCCCAACAUGACCAACGACGGCCACGAUAGCUCGCUCGCCACUGCUGGAACUUGGUCUCGUAACUUUUUGACCCCAUUGCUCUCAAACACAAACUUCAACACUGAUAGCACUUUGAUCAUCCUUACCUUUGAUGAAGGCACGACGACUGGCACGAACCAAAUUUAUUCCGUGCUUUUGGGUGGCGCUGUCUCAAGCGCGAAGGUGGGUACCACGGACAACACCGAAUAUAAUCACUAUAGUCUGUUGAAAACUGUGGAGACCAAUUGGAACCUGGGAAACCUUGGACAAAACGAUGUUGAUGCCACUGCGUUCUUCUAG
This is a messenger RNA of Penicillium cinerascens, 933 nucleotides long. RefSeq lists its product as uncharacterized. The transcript has 5 exons. Gene Ontology annotation, biological process: phospholipid catabolic process. The record is from RefSeq and is a predicted model, not a curated record. Gene Ontology annotation, molecular function: hydrolase activity, acting on ester bonds. The coding region runs from base 1 to 933 and encodes 310 amino acids. NCBI's taxonomy places the organism in Eukaryota, Fungi, Ascomycota, Eurotiomycetes, Eurotiales, Aspergillaceae.